Molecule: messenger RNA, 884 nt
Organism: Drosophila willistoni
Lineage: Eukaryota; Metazoa; Arthropoda; Insecta; Diptera; Drosophilidae
Gene: Ccm3
Product: programmed cell death protein 10
Exons: 5
Coding region: 218-853 (211 amino acids)
Biological process (GO): positive regulation of MAP kinase activity; regulation of Golgi organization
Cellular component (GO): Golgi apparatus; FAR/SIP/STRIPAK complex
Molecular function (GO): protein kinase binding
Source: RefSeq, a predicted model, not a curated record
UGCCUAUUUUUGUUGUGAACGUAGUUUUUGUUAAUUUUUUAAUUUAAUUUGGAUAAGCUGUGCGUGUGUGGUUAGAAAGGAAUCUAAAAGCUAGACGAGAGGGCCCAUUUAAGUCAAGUGCAGCAUGCACCAGUCUACAUAAGACGACACCGACCAUACCACUCACAGGCACGGGGAAUACGUCGCGAAUACGUAUUAUAAUAGAAUUUACAUAGAAAUGACCAUGGGUGAGCAGCGUGAGCCAACUUCGUCUCUCGUACUGCCCGUUAUUUUGCGGCCUAUUUUCACACAGCUAGAGCGACGCGACGUUGGCGCUGCACAAUCGCUGCGCUCGGCCAUACUGAAAUCGGAGCAAAACAAUCCGGGCUUCUGCUAUGACCUCGUUGCGACGAUUGUGCGACGUGCCGAUCUAAAUGUCAACCUAAAUGAGGCCGUCUUGCGUUUGCAGGGCAACAUUACGGAAGCAGAUCUUAACGAAUAUCGUUUGACCCGCACUGAAGAGCCGUUCCAGGAGCUUAAUCGCAAAUCAGUUGCUCUUAAGGUGAUUCUUAGUCGCAUACCCGACGAGAUCAAUGAUCGCAAAACCUUCCUCGAGACUAUAAAGGAAAUUGCCAGCGCCAUAAAGAAACUGCUCGAUGUGGUCAACGAGAUUGGUUCAUUCAUACCGGGCGUCACUGGCAAACAGGCUGUGGAGCAGCGCAAAAAGGAGUUUGUCAAAUAUUCCAAGAAAUUCAGCACAACGCUGAAGGAAUAUUUUAAGGAAGGACAACCGAAUGCAGUAUUCAUAAGUGCACUUUUUCUAAUACGGCAAACGAAUCAAAUAAUGCUGACAGUUAAGAGUAAAUGCGAGUAGAAAAUUAAAUGUUUUAAUUAUUAUGGCAAAA